Messenger RNA from Cuscuta campestris, 1861 nucleotides. Lineage: Eukaryota; Viridiplantae; Streptophyta; Magnoliopsida; Solanales; Convolvulaceae. The record is from the annotation of a GenBank genome assembly.
UUUCUGAUGGAAUCCCAUUAAAAUGCAGAAUUGGCAUUUGUAGAACACCUAUAGAGGUGACAACAUACCAACUAUUUGCAAGUGAAGUGCUUCCUGCAACUGUGAUAAAGCCACUGCUCUAUCCAGGAGCCAUUGCAAAAGCUCUUCUCAACAAUAAGCCCUUCCCAAGCUAUGAUAAUCUUCUCCUUUUCUAUAACUUCUUUGGAACACAUAAACAAACAGCUACAAGGUUCAGUCUCAAUCACCUUGAGGUAUUAGUAGGGAGUUACAUGUGUGUUGCAGGGGCAAUUUUGGGAUUAAUAAAGAGAAGAUCAUCAGCAAUUAUUUAUUUAUUCAUCUGAUCAUCAUCAUCAUCAUCCAUUCUUGAAUCCCCAAAUCCAAAUUCUGGGUUUUUUCCUCAAGGUUUAUAAUUUUGGGGUUUUUUUUUCACUUGAAUUUUUUUAAUUCUUGAAUCCCCAAAUCCAGUCAUCCAGAUACUGGGUUUUUCCUCAAGCAUCUUCAUCUUCUGUUCUCCUUUUCUAUCUGAAUUUGGGUUUAAGAAACCUGAAUUUGUUUUUGAGAUUUAUUCUUUAUAUAUAUAGAUAUAUAUAUAUGAACAUGGCAAUAUCUUUCUAUUCAUUGAACCAUCCAUCAAAUAUGGUGGUGGGCUGUAAAAUUAGGCAAAGAAUUGAGGUUAUUAGAGGAACUAGAACUUUGAGAUACCAUCAAGUUCUUGCCAUGGCACCUUUUUCAAUUGUGCCGAAAUCGGGCAACAUGGUAACCAACUCCACGAACCGUUUCCCCCCGGAUGGGCCGAGCGGGUUUCAGCCCGCCCGAUCCAGCUUGGUAGGAAUCAUUGGAGGGGUAUCGGUCGACUCGACUCUGAGAUUCGUCAAGAAACUCGCGGAGUGCGGGUCGGAUGACGGGGAGGAGGACGGGGUGCCCUUUGUGAUGUGUUGUGAUCCAUUGCUAAGUAAGAACAUCUCGUCCUACGAAAGGAGCUCGAUCCCUUUCCUUUCGGGCAAGUGCCCGAACCCGCAAACGGACGACCGUUCGAUCGUGGAAUGGUUGAGGAGGAAACGGGCAUUUCUCGAGGGCUCGGGUGCCCAAUGUGUCGCUAUGCCAUGCCACAUUGCGCAUUCGUGGUAUGAUCGGGUGGCGGAUGGGUCAUCGGUCGCUUUUCUUCAUAUGGGCGAGUGCGUGGCGAAGGAGCUUAAGGAAGCUAAGCUUAGGCCUCUUGAAGCGGGUAGUCCUCUUCGGAUCGGUGUUCUUGCUACCAAUACUGAUCUUACUGCUGGAUUUUACCAGCAAAAGCUUCAAGCUGAGGGUUUUGAGGUUGUACUACCAGACAAGGCAACCAUAGAACACACAAUAAUACCUGCAGUUGAAGCCCUGGGCAGAAACGACAUAGAAGGGGCACAAAACCUGUUCCGAAUUGCAUUACAAGUCCUGUUUGUGAGAGCCGUUAACACUGUGAUCAUCGCCUCUGAUGACAUCCGCGAAGUCCUUCCCGCGGACGAUCCCCUCCUCAAGAAAUGCAUUGACCCACUCGACGCAUUGGCGCGGUCAACUGUAAGAUAUGCUCAAUCUGUUGGGAAAGUGUAAAGAAAUCCCAGCAGUGUGUCCAUUGUUUGUUGUUCAUUGUUCUUGGAUUCAAACAUUCUUUAUCUGUUCUAAGAAAAUUGGGAAUUUGUUAAUAGUAUCUCAGUCAUCAAACCCCUAAGGUCCAAGAAAUUGGCCUUUUGGUAGCCAUAUUUUCGCCCUAUUUGGAUAUGCAUUUUUUUGCCAAACAAGAAGUUUAUGUGCCCUUGAAUCCUGAAUUGGUUAAUAAUGAAGAAAAUAAAGUAAGUUUGUGAGUGAAGAAUGAAGAUGAUCAAUUUAG